This is a messenger RNA of Peromyscus maniculatus bairdii (prairie deer mouse), 2066 nucleotides long. The record is from RefSeq and is a predicted model, not a curated record. Lineage: Eukaryota; Metazoa; Chordata; Mammalia; Rodentia; Cricetidae.
GAGUGGGAGGGUUCGGAGCCCGGGCGCCGGAGGCCGAGCGGGCCGGGUACCCGGGGCUGGAGCUCUCACGGCGGCGCCGGUCCAGGCAGGUGAGAUGCGGCGGCGGCGGCUGCUGCUGCUGCUGCUGCUGUGGCUCUGCGGGCCGCUCGGUGCCCUGGCCCAGGACGCCCCAGCGGGGACAGCUCAGGCGGAGGACGUGGUGGACCUGGAGUUUUCCACCCAGCAGCCGCUCCAUCUCGUGAGUCCCUCGUUCCUGUCCGUGACCAUCGACGCCAACCUGGCCACUGACCCGCGGUUCCUCACCUUCCUGGGCUCUCCAAGGCUUCGGACUUUAGCCCGAGGUUUAUCUCCUGCAUACUUGAGAUUUGGUGGAACCAAGACAGACUUCCUUAUUUUUGAUCCCAAGAAGGAACCAACUUUGGAAGAAAGAAGUUACUGGCAAUCUCAAGUCAACCAUGACGUUUGCCGGUCUGAGCCCGUCUCUGCUGACGUGAUGAGGAGACUCCAGGUGGAAUGGCCCUUCCUGGAGCUGUUGCUGCUCAAAGAACAGUACCAAAGAGAGUACAAGAACAGCACCUACUCACGAAGCUCGGUGGACAUGCUGUACAGCUUUGCGAAGUGCUCAGGGUUAGACCUGAUCUUUGGUCUAAAUGCGUUACUAAGAACACCAGACUUGCAGUGGAACAGCUCCAACGCUCAGCUGCUGCUGGACUACUGCGCUUCCAAGGGUUACAACAUCUCCUGGGAACUGGGCAACGAGCCCAACAGUUUCUGGAAGAAAGCUCACAUUUUCAUCGAUGGGCUGCAGUUAGGAGAAGAUUUUGUUGCGUUGCAUAAGCUUCUACAAAAGUCAGCUUUCAAAAAUGCGAAACUCUAUGGUCCUGACAUUGGUCAGCCGCGAGGGAAGACAGUUAAGCUGCUGAGAAGUUUCCUAAAGACUGGCGGAGAAGUGAUUGACGCAGUUACAUGGCAUCACUACUACUUGAAUGGACGCGUUGCCACCAAAGAAGAUUUUCUGAGCUCUGACGUGCUGGACACUUUUAUUUUCUCUGUGCGAAAAAUUCUAAAGGAUUACUGGCUCUCUCUCCUGUUCAAGAAACUGGUAGGUCCCCAGGUGUUGAUGGUGCAAGUGAAAGGCCCGGACAGGAGCAAACUGCGAGCGUAUCUGCAUUGCACAAACACCCACCACCCAAGGUAUCGGGAAGGAGAUUUAACUCUGUAUGCCUUGAACCUCCAUAAUGUCACCAAGCACUUGAAGUUGCCAUAUAAACUGUUUAACAAGCCAGUGGACAAGUACCUUCUAAGGCCUUUUGGACCUGAUGGGUUACUUUCCAAAUCUGUCCAGCUGAACGGUGAAACCCUGAAGAUGGUGGAUGACCAGACUCUGCCAGCCUUAACAGAGAAACCACUCCGCCCAGGAACCUCCCUGGGCAUGCCUGCCUUUUCCUAUGGGUUUUUUGUCAUAAGAAAUGCCAAAAUUGCUGCUUGUUUAUGAAAAUAAAAGGCAUACAGUAGCCCCGAGAUGAAAGAGUUCAGGGGUGUUAUUCAUGAGAGUAAAGCAAAGCUCUAGUGGUCUGUAGGAAGGCCUCUCAGUUCCAGAGCCUUCAGGGACGGGGGCAUGCCUCAGUGCUGGCGCCAGUGUGACCUCAUCUAAGUCAGACACUAUAGGUAAUGGCAGGUAAUGGCGCCGUGUGCCAAAUGAUGCCUAGCAUUUUGCAUGCACUAUUUUGAGGGUUAUUAAAAAUGUAUAGGAAUGCCUUCGAUAUGAACAAGAGGCAAAGAAGUGAAGGAUAUGUCAUGAUUUUUUUAAAGCUUUGUUUUUAUUAUUAUUAUUAUUUUGGUUAGAAGACUGUCCAGUCUGUCCUUCAGGAGCCUCUCUGGAGCUCCGGCAGGGCAAGGCUCAUUGCCACAGCUUCAUACUGCCUGGAAAAGACACAUCUGCUCACACCUGACAGGAACUAAAAGGAAGAGAACUGGCCCCAUUCCUCUUCUCUGUUUUUCAGAAACCAUCUGUGAAAGGACAGAUGGGUGGGUGGGGUAGUAUUAAGAGCAAACAAACAAACAAA